Helicoverpa zea (corn earworm) is the source of this 746-nucleotide messenger RNA. RefSeq lists its product as uncharacterized. The transcript has 4 exons. Bases 115 to 711 code for a protein of 198 amino acids. The record is from RefSeq and is a predicted model, not a curated record. NCBI's taxonomy places the organism in Eukaryota, Metazoa, Arthropoda, Insecta, Lepidoptera, Noctuidae.
GUACCAUUUCCCCUCUAGAAGCAAUGUUUUGUAAAUACGUUGUAGGAACAAAUCACAUGUUUUUUCUUCCUUCAUAAAAGUCGUAGUCGCAAGUGGUCGCGUUUAGGACCUAGAAUGAUUUUUCAAAAAUAUAUUCCAGUUAAUGUGAUUUUUACUUUGUUAUUCGUUACGGUUGUUCAUGGUGCAAAAAAUUCAGAUGAAUAUAACGGCGGUCAGAAUAAACCAGAUAUUGCUAGACAGGGGAAAACAAAGAAAGCUCUUAUGACUCAGAAAACAGCAACAGGGACGUUCUCAAAUGUAAUAACUCAAAUACAGAAUUUGCCGACAAUGGAUCUCGGCAGAAAGUUCCGGACGCCGUGCAAAACUGGUAAUCGUUGUGGAAAGGUAAUCAGAAGACUGAUGGUGCCAAAAUUGGCGCAGCUGGAGAACACGAUAAUGGGCAUCAUGAAAGAGUUGGCAAAGCUGCCUCCUGGCUCCCGACUCCCGGACAAGUUCACGAAGACAGAACCCAUUAAAUUACUGUUGGAUCAAAAUUAUAAGGAGGAUGUAUGCAUGGACAAGCUCGAGUCGUGUCUGAAGGAAGAUAAGCGGAGGAAGCGAAUCCUGAAGAAGUUAUUCUUCAAGAAGUAUAACUCUUUGCGACAAGACCUCAUUGGCUACGGAGGACGGAGACUGUGGGGCGGCGAGGGCAACCUUUUCUAUAGGAAAUAAAUGUAGUUUAUAUGAUAAUAUAGUUAAUUAUAAUA